This is a messenger RNA of Dovyalis caffra, 2115 nucleotides long. NCBI's taxonomy places the organism in Eukaryota, Viridiplantae, Streptophyta, Magnoliopsida, Malpighiales, Salicaceae. The record is from the annotation of a GenBank genome assembly.
AUGGUAGAGAGUGUAGAGAUGCAUGGCUCCCUCGAACCUACAGAAGAAACGUUCGACAUAAAAGAAGAACGAGGGGCUGGAGGAGGGCAAGCGAAAACCUUCAUCAAAACUCUAGAUUUGAAACACGAAGAAAGUCUCGUCAUCUCUCUUUCGUUUUUCAAUCAACAAGGUAAAGCAAAUGCGUAUUUCAGCUUGAAAGUUAAAGAGAGAGGAAUGAUACCCAAGACUACCCAAAGGGCAAAAGCAAAGCAUCCAAAAAAAGCAACCAACAGAACCAGAACUACAAAAAGUUCCAAAUAUCUUACAGAACUGACAUGUUCUUGUAAUAAACCAAAACCUCACCAUCCUCAAAAAAUACCUGAAAACAAUUUACCCUCUCUUGAUCGGUUACUGCCCACCAACCCAAUGGGACUCUGUUACUCUCGGUCUCGUUCUCAUGAUAUCCCUAUUUCCUCUUCUUCGGACGAGGACUACUACCAACCAGCACCACCUAAAAGACCAACCCAAGCACGUUAUAAUCCACCCCCGCCGCCGCCGCCGCCACCGCCAGCAGCAGUAUCAGCAGCCACCUCAAAACCAGCUCUGACUUCGAAAACAUUUGUGAAAUCUCGAACUACCGUUACUUCAUCCUCAAAUAUUGGUCCCAUUCUUGGUAAACCAUACAUUGACAUAACCACAAUUUACGAUCUUGAUAAAGAAUUGGGGAGGGGCCAGUUUGGUAUAACUUAUCUUUGUACAGAGAAAGCUACAGGAAGAAACUAUGCGUGCAAGUCUAUAUCAAGCCGUAAACUUGUGAGUGCAAAGGAUAUUGAGGAUGUUAGAAGGGAGAUUCUUAUACUAGAGCACUUAACAGGGCAACCCAAUAUUGUUGAAUUCAGGGGUGCUUAUGAGGAUAAACAGAAUCUUCAUUUGGUCAUGGAGUUAUGCUAUGGUGGGGAGCUUUUUGAUCGGAUUAUAGCGAAAGGGACUUACUCGGAGAAGGAAGCUGCGACAAUUAUUCGGCAGAUUGUGAAUGUGGUUCAUGUGUGUCAUUUUAUGGGAGUUUUUCAUAGAGAUUUGAAGCCUGAGAAUUUCUUGUUUGCAAGCAAAGAGGAGAACGCUCCAAUCAAAGCUACUGAUUUUGGACUCUCUGUCUUCAUUGAAGAAGGAAAAGUGUACAAGGACAUUGUCGGAACUCCAGACUAUUCUGCUCCGGAGCUGUUAAGACGGAGUUAUGGAAAAGAGGUUGAUGUAUGGAGUGCUGGGAUCAUUUUGUACAUUCUUCUAAGUGGGAUAUCUGCUUUCUGGGCUGAGACUGAGAAAGGCAUAUUUGACGCAAUAUUAGAAGGCAAUCUUGACUUGCACAGCGACCCAUGGCCUAAUAUUUCAUCUUCUGCAAAAGACCUUAUCAAGAAAAUGAUAAGAAACGACCCCAAGAGACGGAUUACUGCUGCACAAGCACUUGAACAUCCAUGGAUGAAGGUGGAUGGUGGAGCAUCUGGCAAACCUGUUGACAGUGCCGUUCUGAUUCGGAUGAAGCAGUUCAGAGCAAUGAACAAGUUAAAGAAGCUUGCACUAAAGGUUAUUGCAGAGAACCUUUCAGAGGAAGAAAUCAAGGGCUCAAAGCAGAUGUUCAGCAACAUGGACACCGACAGAAGUGGAUCUAAGCUUACUGAAGUAGAAAUAAAGCAGCUGAUGGAUGCUAAUGGUACUCUCGACUAUGUCGAAUUCAUUACGGCUACCAUGCAUCGGCAUAGACUUGACAAGGAAGAAAACUUGUACAAGGCCUUCCAAUACUUUGACAAGGCUAACCGCGGGUUUAUCACUAGAGAGGAGCUAAGACAAGCCAUGGCUCAAUAUGGGAUGGGUGAUGACGCUGCAAUAGAUGAAGUCAUAGAAGAUGUUGAUACUGAUAAAGAUGGAAACAUCCACUAUGAGGACUUUGCAGCCAUGAUGAGAAAGGGAACCCACGAUUAUGAAACAUUAGACACAUUGAAUGCCAGUGUGGGUAUAACUGCAAAAACUGCCAUUAAAACAGCACGACUCUGUAAGUUGGGAUUUCACUUGCCAAUGGCCCCAACUCAAGAAUGGGAAAGACAUUCCAAAGUGUUGAACCCAACGCUCGGCACCAUCUAA